AUGCCGUCUGCGAGUACGGUUCCGCGCCGUCGGCGACGUUCAGAAGAGGAAGACGAGGAUGAGGAAACAUCGACAGCCUCGUCGAGAGACCCCACGCCCGUGUCACCGGUCUCGAACAAUAGCAAGCGACCCCGGUUAAGCAACGCCUUUGAAGAAAGGAAUGGCCGUACAAACGAUGCGUCUAGCAGUGAUGAAGACGAAGAGGAAGAUACCCCCGAACAUACACAAACGCACCUCGAACUUGGAAUGUCCUCCAACUCGCAAACAAGGCCGUCAGCUAGUGGUCAACAGGAGGAGGAGGAGGAAGGAUACAAACCUGGAGCUAUUGUGCGCAUCAAAGUCAUUGAUUUUGUGACCUAUACAUCUGCGGAGUUCUUUCCUGGGCCGAAACUCAACAUGGUGAUCGGUCCAAAUGGGACAGGGAAAAGUACUCUAGUCUGUGCGAUAUGCCUGGGCUUGGGAUGGGGACCUCAGCAUCUAGGGCGCGCGAAAGAUCCGGGCGAAUUUGUCAAACACGGUUGCAGAGAAGCCACCAUCGAGAUCGAACUUGCGAAAGGGCCACAACUCCGCAGGAACCCGAUUGUAUGCCGGACAAUCAAACGUGAAGGCAACAAAAGCUCAUUUACUAUCAAUGGGAAGCAGGCUUCCCGAUCUCAAGUUCUGAAACUUGCUCAAUCCUUCGCCAUCCAGAUUGACAAUCUGUGUCAGUUCUUGCCGCAGGACAAAGUGAGCGAGUUUGCUGCUUUGACUCCUAUAGAAUUGCUGAAUUCAACGCAAAGGGCGGCAGCCGGUCCAGAGAUGAUUGAAUGGCAUGAUAGCCUAAAAAAGCUCAGGGCUGAGCAGAAGAAGUUACAGAUGGAUAAUCAAAGCGAUAAAGAUUUGCUAUCGAACCUCGAGAAUAGACAAGAGAUGCAACGCGGCGAUGUUGAAAGAAUGCGACAGCGGGCUCAGAUCAAACGGAAGAUUGAAAUGUUAGAAGCUGUCCGCCCCAUCACCCGAUACACAGAUGGUCUUGCGGCUUACAAGGAGAAGCAAAAAGAAAGACAGCGGCUCGAGCGAGAGUACGAGGAUCUCAAGGCUGAAUUAGAGCCUGCAUUAAGAGCGGUUAAUGCGAAGCAGGACUAUUGCUCUCGGCUUAAUGAAGUGGUCAAGCACAAAGAGCGCUCCAUCGAGCAAGCUGAUCGAGCUGCCGUCGAAAUUGUGAAGAAGAUUGAACAGUUCGAUGACGCCAUGAAGGAUCUCAACGGUCAAAUUGAGGCUGAAAAGAAGACGGGUCAGAAUUACAGGCAAGAAGCGACCAAAAUUCAGCAGGCAAUCAAUAGGCUUAAUCGCGAGCUGAAUGAGGAACCAGCCGAGUUUGAUAUCAACUCGUACAACGAGAAAAUAAGAGAAAAGCGGCUGGCGAUCCGAGAGCUUGAAAGCCAGGCAGCCGAGAUCCAAUCGAAACGACGUCCCCUUGUUCAAGCACUUAAAACGAAGACUGGGCAGCUUGACCAAGCGGAGCGCCAGCUACGUGGUCUUGCCUCCCAAUCUGGGCAGCAGGAGGCAAAACUCCAAAAACUUUCCCAACAUUCAUACCAGGCUUAUAAAUGGUUGCAAGAUAACCAGGACAAGUUUGAGAAGGAGGUUUUCGGCCCCCCAGUCGUCACAUGUUUGGUCAAAGACCCCAAGUACGCCGACGCGAUUGAAUCAUUGUUACAGCGUACAGAUUUUAUCGCUUUCACGACUCAAAGUCGGAAUGACUUUCGAACUUUGCAAAAGGCUUUGAACAUUGAUAUGAAACUUCACGACAUCAGUAUCAGGACUUCCACAAUUCCCUUGGACAACUUUCGGCCUCCUGUCUCAGAUGGAGAACUUAUGGACUUGGGCUUCAAUGGAUGGGCCAAGGAUUACCUCAGUGGACCAGAGCCCGUGCUUGCUGUCCUAUGCAGCGAAAACCGACUGCAUCAAACACCCGUCAAGCUGCAAGAUAUUUCGGACGAGACAUUUAACAGGAUGGAAAGCAGCCCAAUCAGCUCGUGGGUAGCUGGAAGGCAGUCAUAUCAAAUCGUCCGUCGUCGAGAGUAUGGGCCCAGCGCAAUUUCUACUCGUGUGAGACAAGUUCGACCGGCGCAAGUUUGGACAUCUCAGCCGGUAGAUGUCCUGGGACAACAAGAGCUAGAGCAGAAUAUUUCGUCGCUGAAGGAUGAGGUAAAGCAGUUAAAUGAUACAAUAGACUCUGAACGGAACAGGCUCGCAAGGAUGGGCCAGGAAAAGAAGGACUAUGAUCAUGAAAGGACUCUGCUUGAAAAAGAGAAAGCGGACAGGCAGACAGCCUUGGUUAACUACAGGGCUAUUCCAGAAAGGAUUCGGCAGCAAGAAGCCAAGAAAAAAGAUAUCGAGAGACUCUUUGGAGAGAUUAGGACAAGAGUCUUUGAGAUCCGUGGCCGACAAGACUUAAUCUCUAUUCGCAAGGCUGAGACUAACCUGGAAUAUGCGGAUGCGGUUGAAACCCUACGCAAAUUACAGGAAGAGUAUAUUCAGCUGAGGGUACGGUACAUCGAGGGUCUUUCAGACUUUGAAACGAUGCAAGGGCGCAAUCAGCAUCACAAGGAAAGGCUCAACGAGAAACUAUCCGAAGUCAAAGCAGCAAAGCAAGACUCUAAAGCUCGGUCCCAAGUUCUGAAGAAGUUUGCCGAAGAAGCAAAUAAAGUUGUGCAACUUUCCAAUGAGCAGCCGGAUCUGUUUGCAUUGAUCCCCAGCCUGGCGCAGCACAACAUGGAGCAGCUUGAGGCAGAUAUCGAUUCCGAAAAGGCCCACCUGGAACUUGUGCAAGGCGGCAACGCCAAUGUGAUCAAGGAGUAUGAGGACCGUGAAAAACAGAUUGAAAAACUUCGAAGUAAAGUCUCCGAUUUUGAAAAUAAACUUUCCGACUAUGACCAUGCCAUCAACGAAAUCCGAGGGAAGUGGGAACCGAAACUUGAGGAACUCGUGAAGAGCAUCAGUGAUGCGUUCUCCGAUUCCUUUGCUCGUAUUGGAUGUGCUGGUCAGGUUGGUUUGGACAAGGCAGAGGACGAAGAUGGCGCUAGCAAUUUCGAUCAAUGGUCGGUCCAGAUCCAGGUGAAAUUCCGAGAGAAUGAGAAUCUAUCCCUGCUCGAUUCUCAUCGCCAGUCCGGCGGAGAAAGAGCUGUGAGCACGAUUUUCUACUUGAUGGCACUGCAGUCCUUGUCAGCGUCACCAUUCCGCGUUGUCGACGAGAUCAACCAAGGUAUGGAUCCAAGAAACGAGCGGAUGGUUCACGGUCGCCUCGUGGAUAUUGCCUGCGCUCCGGCCCAGAAUGGAGGCGGCGGUCAGUACUUCCUGAUCACACCGAAGCUUCUCAGCGGACUCGUCUAUAAGCCGGGUAUGAGGGUCCUCUGCAUCUACAGUGGUGAACACAUGCCCCAGGAUUACAAUCUGCUUGAUUUUGGCGAAGCGAUCAAGCGGAAGAGAGACGUCGAAGCCAAGACAAAAGGUAAGGGAAGAGCAAUUGGGAGCGCAGUUCCUAGGAGCAACGGAGAUGUUGAUGUCUAUGCCUGA
Aspergillus clavatus NRRL 1 is the source of this 3558-nucleotide messenger RNA. Its product is annotated as DNA repair ATPase SMC5. NCBI's taxonomy places the organism in Eukaryota, Fungi, Ascomycota, Eurotiomycetes, Eurotiales, Aspergillaceae. The coding region runs from base 1 to 3558 and encodes 1185 amino acids. The record is from RefSeq and is a predicted model, not a curated record. Gene Ontology annotation, biological process: double-strand break repair via homologous recombination. Gene Ontology annotation, cellular component: Smc5-Smc6 complex. The transcript has 6 exons. Gene Ontology annotation, molecular function: ATP hydrolysis activity; ATP binding.